Messenger RNA from Motacilla alba alba, 5950 nucleotides. It is a transcript of the gene PIANP, whose product is annotated as PILR alpha associated neural protein. Lineage: Eukaryota; Metazoa; Chordata; Aves; Passeriformes; Motacillidae. The record is from RefSeq and is a predicted model, not a curated record. The coding region runs from base 724 to 1674 and encodes 316 amino acids. The transcript is spliced from 7 exons. Gene Ontology annotation, cellular component: membrane. Gene Ontology annotation, biological process: regulation of immune response.
CCAUGUGUCCCAGGGGCUCUGCCCGUGAGGCUCGACCGAACCCCGCCGCCUGCCCCGCCGGGGCUGCGCCUCGCCAGGGCCACCGUCUGUGCGCGGCCCCCCCGCCCGGUACCGCGGCGGCCACGGGGGCCCGGGGGCCCGGAGCCCGGGGACGAUGGAUGCGGGCACGGGAGACGGGGGGCGGGACCGAGGGGCGGCAUCUCCCCGAGGGCACUGCUGCGGGGCGGAAAGGCGAGGGGCGGCGGGGAUGAGCCCCGGGGGGCGGCCCGGGGGAGGGGGAUCCCGGGGGGCCUCCGCCCCCAAGGACGGACCGGUCCGGGGGUGGCAUUCGCCGGAGCGAGCUGGAGCGACGGGUCCCUUGGAGACACCUCUCUCCAUGGCAACCUAAUCGCUUCCUGUGAAGAUCCCGAAAUAACCGACGAGACGGGGGAGCGGAGCCGAGCGGAGCGGAGCCGAGCGGAGCCGAGCCGUGCGGGCAGCGGCGGGGAGGCGGCGGGGGGCAGCCAAGGCUCAGCCUCAGCAAACCUUCCUCCUCCUCCUCCUCCUCUUCCUCCUCCUCCUCCUCCUCUCCUUCCUUCGUCCUGGCCAUGAGAAGCACGGGCAGCAGCAGCUGUGCUCCCCCAGCCCUGUGCUCCGCCGCCCCGGCUGCGCCCCGCUCGUCUCCCCGCAAGUGAAGAAGAUGAGACAAGAUCCUGACUGAGCAAAGACACUGUUGCAUCUGAGAUGGAGCCCAGUGCCUGCAGGAUGCCUCCACUCCUCUCCCGCAUCCACUCCCUGCAGCUGUGGCAUCUCCUCCUCGUCGUCUUGGCCGUCCCUCCUCCCGGCACAUGGUCUCUUCGCUCUCGGGGCCCAGCAGCCCCUCGGCCUCUUUGCACCCGCCGGAGCCCCUCGGCCCCGCGGUCCAUUUGCAUCUGGGAAAGGACCUCACAGCCGGAGCGGGAUUCCCGCUCGGAUUCCCGCUCGGAUUCCCGCUCGGAUUCCCGCUCGGCCGUGCCUCGCCAGCGCGCCCCGCCCGCGCGGGGAGCAGAGCUGCGGCACGUGGUGCGGCUGAGGCGCCAGGCCGCGGGGGCCCGGCCCGCCACGCCCUCGGGGUUCGAGGAUGGCAUGCCCUCCUCCCAGUACCCCUGGGCCAUCGUGUGGGGUCCCACGGUGUCGGAUGAGGAUGGAGGGGACACAAACUCAGCCAACCCGGGCUUCCCGCCGCUGGGAUACACCUUUGUCUCGCCGCACGGGAUGGCGACGGCGCAGCCCAACUCCCACUCGCUCCUGCACAACGCGGGGCUCAACCUGCGCGAGACCCCAGCCACCCUGCGGCCCUUCUUGUUCGGGCCCCGGGGGGAAGGUGUGGACCCCCAGCUGUACGUCACCAUCACCAUCUCCAUAAUCAUUGUCCUGGUUGCCACUGGAAUCAUAUUCAAGUUCUGCUGGGACCGAAAUCAGAAACGCCGGCGUCACUCGGGGCAGCAGAGCAGUGGGAGGCAGCAAGAGAGCCAGCAGCCCCUCACAGACCUUUCCCCCACCACCGUCAGCAUCCUGGGGCCCUACGGCGACCCCCUGACCCCCACACCUGAGGCGGAGGAGUCCAGGCAGGGCCAGGAGAGUGCAGAGAAACUGGGUGGCCCUGGGAAGAAUGCAGCAUUCCAGCUCAACCGAAUCCCACUGGUGAACCUGUGAUGCUCCCGGGAGAGGCUCAGCUGGCUCCCCCACCCUCCUGUCACCGCUGGCGAGCGCGGACUCUCCCCGCCUCUGCUACCCCAGGAAAAAAAAAACAACCUCCUUGUGCCACGGCCCACCACCACCACCACCUUUAUUAACUAACCCCACCGGGAUGUGCCUGGGCAAAUGGACGAGCUGGGCCUCCUUAGCCCCCUGCUGGGGAAAGGCUGGGGACCUGCCCUGCCCACACAGGACAGGGUGAUGAGAGCAGAAUGGUGGGAGGGAAGACAGCUGGUGGUGGUGUGAAAUCUUGACCUCCCCAGCCCCUCUUCUAGCAUAUGUGCACAGGCACACUUGGAUCUCCAUGACUCUCUCACCAGUGCAUGCCUGACAUCGGGGGUAGGCAAGGUGGAAAGGCGUACCCCUGUCCCCGUGGGCCCUCACCCUCCGUGUGUCCCUUCCCAUGUCGUGUGCUUUGCAGUGAAUGUCUGGAGUUCAGUGGCUGCAGGAUUGCCCACCAGGUGACUCAGAUGGUGGCAACUUCGUCUGUUCCUGAGACCUUGGCCCUCCUGAGAGUCCCAAGGGUGGGUGAAGCUUGGGCAGAAGAGGCUCACAGAGCAACUGGGCCCUCUCAACAACCCAUUUCCUUGAAGGAAACAUUAUCUUCCCCUUAGAUGGAAGAUAUUCAUAUCUUUCCAGUUUCUUUCUGCCUAACACUCCUUCGGGUUUUUUUCUCUUCAGCUUGUAUCUUUCUUCCUCCCUCCGUCCACAGUUAUUUCCCCUCAGUUCCCACCCCCAUGCCACUUCUCUUGCCAGUUAAAGUUGGAAAUUAUUCCUUUAGCUUUCCAAAUGUUUUGAUCUUUGAAAGCCUCCUUGCGGUCCCUCUCCACCCCUUCAGCCUCCUUCAGCAGGGUUUUUCUGAAUAACACCAGUCUGUGAGGAUGCUUUCCAGAAAAUCUGAGGUGAAGCCCUCUGCUCACCGUGUUUCUUAGCAAGUGUCCUGCACACAGCUAAAGCAUGGAAUGCAGACAUUGCUGGGCAUGAGGAACUGGAAUUUUGCUAGGAUCAGGAAGAGAUUUGCUUUCAGAUACUCCUGGCACAGGCAACAAGGCAGCAGACAGGAUUCUGCACCUGGGAUGACCGAGAGCAGAUUGGAGUUGACCUUGGGAACAUUGGAAGGGUUGCCAUGUACUGCUGGUAGGUCUCUCCUGGAGUGCAAGGUGACUGGAAACCCACAAGGCAGUGCUCACCAAGGACAUGAGAGAGGGCUAUCUGGGCUCCCAGAUGAAGCUUCAUUCAGUUCCCCAGCUGGUUAGAAACUGAAAGCAAUGGCACAAGUAAUCUGUCCAGAUUGGUUGCCUGCACAUAUCCUUCAGGGCUGUGAUAGUCUGUGGGGCUGGCAGCCACACUGUCACACUUACCUGUGUGAGCAAGAUCCAUGCAUCUCCACCUCCUCCUAGGCAUGGACCCAUGGGUGUCACUGUGCAGACGUGUGAGAUGGCAAAUUUCACCUUAAUGACAAUAGUUCCUCUUAGCUUUUAUGGACAACUUCAAAUUAAUUAAAACCCCACACCGACAACCACUGAGGUGGAAAGAUGCACAUUUAGAUAAGGUUGCCCCUACAGUGCACAAACACCUUUAGCUGCUGGACUGAUGUGGCCAGAGGCAGGAAAAUCACCCACAAUUUGAAGGCCCUAAUGCACCGUACAAGGUCUCUAACAAAAGUAAUCUUUGAGAGAGGGAAGCAGCCUUUCAUCCUUUAUCUCUGCAUAAAAAGCCUGUUCUUUAUAGGACAAAGCACAGGGAAUUUCAUAAGAGGCCUGGUUCUGCCCGUUUACCCAGCUGAACCAUUAGGUGUUCUCAGGUCCCAUCUGACUCACUGUGAAGGGCAUUUAAAUCAGAGUGUAAAUUACAAUAAGCUUCCCAAAAACAGUAGAGAUUUGGAGAAAAUGACAGGUCAAAUAAAAUUACUGGCUUAUUAAAAGCACAGAGUGGCUGAAAGAUGUAGGUGGAAAAGGACUCUGGAGAUCUCUAGUCUAAGCACAGGUUGAUUCUGUGCUUACAGCAGGGGAUAUUAGUGCUUUACCGUAGAUCGAUCUGUUACUGAGCCUGUUCUUACUCAGGAUCCACGCAAGGCUUUGGUGGACAUUUAAGCUGCAGAUGGACAUGGAAGGACCAGGUGGCAAUUCCUGCUCGCUGCCCCAUUCAUUGCUGCCCCUGUUCCCCCUCUCCCUGGCACGUCCCUGCUGGGGAAGGACAUCUGCAGGAGGCUGCACUGCUGAUUGCUGGCAAUUUGCAAUACCUUGAACUGGUUGAAGUAAUUUUCCAGGCCAGAUUAAUUAGAUUGUUCUUUGAUCAACAGCAUCUGUUGAAACAAGGCCAGAGUUUAGACUUCCACUUCAAUGGCUGUCCUUGGACUUUCCACAUGCUGCAUGGAGAGAAGAAGAUUUGUAAGAAAGUGGCAGGGGACCACAGGAGGCAUAGUGAAAACAUCUUCCAACACUUGAUGUGGGGUAGCCCUGUGCUCUCCUGGGAAGGCUUUUGUAAAUUCUGCAAACAAAUCAGAUUUUGAUGGUUUGGGGUUUUUUCCUCCCCCUUUUACACAUCUCUGGUUUUGGUAAAAGUAUCCCCAGGGAGAGAAACCUUUCAUGGAUACUGUGGUAAGGGGAAAGCUGGUGAAGCUGUGUAGAGAAAACUCUUAUAACAACAGAGGCUUGGGUACAAUGAACAUCUUUUCUAAGAACAAUUUUCCUAGCCAAAUACAUUUUUAUGACAGUCAUUCAAUUUCUCACACAAAACAGGUUAGAUACAGGGAAACCACUUCAUUGUCCUGCCCAAACAUUCAUUGCUAUGCUUUGUCCCUGGAACAAAACACUCAGAACACAUGUGGACACACAAGCUUCUUCCUGUUAAUAAAUAAUCUCACUGGAUAUGUUUUCCCCAUGACUGGAGCCUUAUAAACCAUCUUCCCCUACACAGACUGGAGCCAGAGCAUGCCUGAGGUCUUUACCCUGGCCCAGGGUAAUAUUUUGUAGGAUGUGCACGUGGAUGGGUUGACAGCACCAAGCCAGGGCAGAGGACAGCACCUUCUUAGUCACAGCCCAUCAGGUUUCCCUGUCUUCUAGAUGAAUGGAGGAGAAAGAUUUUUUUUUUCCCUUUCCAUUAGAAACAGAAAGUUCUUUCUUUCCAUUAGAGAGAAGAGUGUGCAGGGAAACCAGCUGGGAGUGUUCAUAAUCUUGGGCUAAUUCUGCCCAACAUUUCUGUGCUAUUAAAAGGGGACAUCCAGGUGGGCCGAGUGAGAUGAAGUGACUGUCUCUGCUGAGCUACUUGAGAGCCCUGGCUUUUUGUACACAAGGGUGGUCUCUCUGUGAGCACAGUGGAAGGGAGGGAAGUUCCUGCUUUGAAGCAGAAACUGGAGUCUCCUUCUCUUUACCCAAGAGAGUGGUAUGAUCACAAGGCCAAAUCCUGCUUGGGCUUUCCCAUCUGGUUGGUUGCAAUUGUAACGCAGGGAGCAGACCUCUGGUGUGUGUUUCCACACCUCUCCUCCAGUCCAGUUUCCAGGGGCUAACAUCCAGCCAAGCAUCCCAAAAUUCAGAGAGGGCUAUCUACCUCUUCCUCAAUGGCACCCAAGUGCCCUUGCAAAUCUGGUCCCUUCAUUUCCCACUCCACUUCCCGAUGAAGAAAAUGCUUGGAAAGGAGUGGUUUGUUCAUUCCCUGCAAGUUCUCAAACAGGACCACCUUGAGACUGUUCUGAAUUAAACUGCUUUGUUUUUCACUCCGACAAACCACAUCUGUGGCACAGCCUUAGAGCUGAGACCUGCAGCACAAAAGUCCUGGGUCAAACUCCAGCUCCCCAGCUGCAUCCCCGCUGAUGUCCCACUGUAGUCCUGGCCCUACUCUGGCAGGACCAUAGAGAGAGGUCCCCUUCCUUCACCAGCUGCUGGCUCUCUACUCCUCUUUUCCUGUUGUUUUCCCUCUCCCACUGUUUUCCCUCUUCCCACUCUUGUCCUGUACCAUGGUUUCCCUCCUGGUUCUCUCUCCCCUCCUACUGUUUCGCUUUCCCUACUCCUCUCUUGUUCUCCUUUGCCACUUGGUCUCGUUCUGCCACGGCUUCCAUGCUCCCCUCCAGCCUCCCUCCUGCUCCUCUGCUCAGUCUCUCUCUUCUCCCUCCCCUGCCCUUGUGUGCUGUGAUAUAUAUUUUUGUAGGAUUUCUCUUCUCCUUGUGGUGAAAUAUUCAAAUCUUGUGGGAUGUUAGUUUCAACAUUUUUAAAUAAAAAUUUGCAAAAUAUUGAAA